AUGUACCUUGAGCACGUUUUUCAAGUUUUUGACUGUCCGUCUAGAUUAAGAUUUUUGUUAGAUUUUCGAAAUGGAAGGACUUUUAUCCGUAAUCCAUGGAGUUUCUUCGGCAGAUAGUAACUAUUUCAACAUUUACGUUGAUGGUUUGGAUGAGCAAGUCUCUGGCUUACAAGCAGAUCAAUUGAAUGAUGUCCAAAAUAUCAGCUCCCAACUGUCGAAGGCAACAACACGUCCAUUGGGUUUAAGGCUUCUGAAUAAAUUUCUCGAGUAUAGUUCUGCUGAAGUGUUCAACAAGACUGGUAACCUAUGGACGUCCUUGGCUUUGAAGGCUUGUCACCCUCAAAUGCAACCAUCUGAAUCUUCGUUGGCCUAUGAGGUGCUGGGAAAGAUUGCCUUUCAUUCGCUUCAGACCCCAGAGUUGACCAAAUCAUUCGCAACAGGACAUCUCUCAAAAGUUUAUGAAUCGCUAAACCACGUGCCAAUAGAGUGCGCUGGACCGGCUCUACGUUGUGUAGAAACAUGUUUGAAAUUGUAUCCGGCCUCCAGUGGCCCUUCAAGAAGAACAAUUGAGAAAUUUGUUGCCAGGUUCCAUGACUCCCUUCAAGCAGAUAUCGUCAUUUAUAACGGCAAAUGCUUACAUCUUUUGCAACAAGUCAGUGGAGGCGAAAUUCGGAGUUCCAGUCAUAAAUCGCAAUGGAAGUCUUAUCAAACACAAUUGGUUGGCAGCAUUCAUGCAAUAUUCGAUGACAUGUUUGCAAAUUGCAAUGAAAUGUGGGACGAUAGUGUUGUACAGGAGCACCUUACCCUGGAGAAGCUGGAACUUUCAGAUGAACCGGUCAAUAGGGCUGCUCAGCUAUAUAUAAGAUACCACAAUUUGAUGCAAUAUCUUAUUGUGGCCCUUAAAGAGCCAUUUCCAGUGGAGAAACCUAUUCUGCCCAAAAUGCUGUUGGGACUUAUCAAUCGUGGUUUGAGCGUUACUUGCAACCUUUUACACCAAAAUCCCAUAACUGAUAAUAUAGCUAUUGCGUUGCUAAUGCCAAAAGUACAUAUCGACCUUUUACACUUGUUGGAUUCUCUUGUAUCAGUUUUGCGAGGCCACCUACUGCCUUACUACAAUUUGAUAUUGGCAUUAUUAAUGGACAUUAUGAAGUCUACCAGCUGCUCGGAAAACAACGGCAACCAAAAACCAUUUGGUUUGCUUCGAGGAAAAAUUUACGAAAGUAUUUCGCUGUGGUGCCGAAUACAAAGUAGCGCCAGCCGUUGCGAUGUGAUUGCCGAGUAUUUGAUCAAUGAAAUACUGGCCGAUAUUAUACCAGAACAAAAUGAACUAACACUGCAAGUGUGUGCUGGAGCUGGUAAACAUAUGUCCAAAAAAAUGAAACGUCAAUUGCACAAAGCCCAGAAUGAACGCUCAAAAAUAUCCAAACCGGCAAUUAAGGCAGCAAAGCACACCAUGAAGGCUCAAAAAGAAGACCGACAGCAAAUGGUCUGCACCUCUGCACUUCGUUGUCUUCAAGAGAUGUUGCUUUCAGUAGCUUCAUUCCUCAAGCCCACAAAAAUAAAGCUGCUACAAACGACGCUUUUGCAGAUUUGUGGAAAUUUCUAUGAAUUGCCUCUUGACUCGUGUCAUUUGUACAACAAUGCACGAUGCCGCCUGGAAUGUUUUAAUGUUGUCUAUGUUAUGGUAACUACACCGCAUCAUUUAUCUCCGCCCCCCAUGGACCUUGUACUGAUGCUUUUAAACAAUGCUUGCUGUCGUGAUGGAAACAUAGGAGUACGUAACCAUUGUAAGGAAGUCAUACAAAAUCUUGAAAAGUUGAUUCACCCACAAAAAGAAUCUUUGGUAUUUCCUGUUGAUGGUCGAGAUAUACGCAACGCCUUUAUAAUGUUGGGUCAAGAACGAUUAUUAGGUGAUCCUAUGGUGUCAGCAUUGAACAAAGACGAGAGUGAUGAUGAAAACCAGUAUGAUAAGCACUUGACAAAUGAAGACAAAACGAGCAAUGAUGAAGUGCAGUUAAUCGAAGAAAUAGAUGAUCACGUUGAAAAUGAAGAUAUUGUUGAGUUAAUGGAACAUGAAAGUGAUGAGGAGGAUGUUCAAUUGAUUGGACCAGGUGACGAUGAGGAUUGUAAAAUAGUAUCACCUAGUUCCAAUGGCGAUGCAAUUGAGAAUGUAAACUACGAUCAGGACGAUGAUGACUGCAGAAUAGUAUCACUCACUGCAAAUUAUGAUCAAGGGCGUGAAAAUCAAAAAUCCCCUGAUAUAGUACUACGCGUCGAUGAUUGUGAUAGCCCCAUGGUUCAACAAGAAGAGGAUGUUGAAUCCAAUGAUGAAGUUUCCAGUCCUAAAAAAUCGCGUAUUGAAAACGAAAUCGACAAGGAAGAGGAAAACGGAAAGAAGCAUCUUGACGAAAGUCUUAAUAUGGACGAUGAUCAACUAUUGGAAGAUAUAGCUGCGUCUUUUGUGGAUGAUUUAGCAUAGGCUAAAGAGAGACAAGAGACAAAAGUAGCCAAACCGUUUCUUCCAAAAUAUUGUCCUUGUUUUUAUUAUAAGACUAAUUCAUAUUAAAUAAAUAUAUAAAUAAUAA
Messenger RNA from Stomoxys calcitrans (stable fly), 2585 nucleotides. Its product is annotated as proline-, glutamic acid- and leucine-rich protein 1. The transcript has a single exon. NCBI's taxonomy places the organism in Eukaryota, Metazoa, Arthropoda, Insecta, Diptera, Muscidae. The coding region runs from base 71 to 2479 and encodes 802 amino acids. Gene Ontology annotation, cellular component: nucleus. Gene Ontology annotation, biological process: rRNA processing. The record is from RefSeq and is a predicted model, not a curated record.